Porites lobata is the source of this 9258-nucleotide messenger RNA. NCBI's taxonomy places the organism in Eukaryota, Metazoa, Cnidaria, Anthozoa, Scleractinia, Poritidae. The record is from the annotation of a GenBank genome assembly.
UGAGACUCUCAAGACCAUCAUUAAAAUUGCCUUUGGCGAACAAAGUAUCCUCUGAAAAGGAUACAGCGAAAUGAGAGGAUCAGUGCCACUUAUUUUAGCCUCGAUCUUGGUGAUAAGUUGCCGCUCACACUCCAAUUCAAGCGCUGAAUAUUGCGAGAAUGACACAUGCGAAUCAAUGGACGGACCAUGCUUCGUUCCACGCCAGAAAGGAAUAUUAACUCGUUUGGAGGGAGUCAGAGUAGGUUGUUUCGCUUUUUAAGGGGGAGGGGGAUAUAAAUAUAAUUUCAUGAUCAAACGUGUGUCCAAAUGGUGGAUCAAAUGAAAUUGCUGUCAUAUACCAUUUUGUCUGAGAAAUUUUAUUUUGAAUCCAGUAAGUACAUUGUUUAGUUUCUUUCUUGUUUAUUGUUUUACACGUGAGGUAACAGCCGGUCAGAUACCAACUGAGCCUUUUUAUCUGUAGAUAUAAAACUUGUGUGGCCUCAUAAUUUGUGCCAUAUAAUAAUUUGGUUGGGUUUCCAAACAAUGAGAGUAAAAUCUAGAACAGAUAAUGAAUAUCUUUGAACUAUCGUGAGUAUCAAUGCUACUUUGAAUAGGGUAACCUAAGGCUGGUACCAGCUAAACAGGAAGGGCGCUGGCACUCAUGAGCCUCACUGACAAGCAACCACUGGCUCACUUGGUUUGUAGACGGGACACUGGUGAACGAUCAACAUGUCCAACUUCCAUUGUAUAACAACGAUGGACGAGCACCUAAACACCCUCGCAUGUAAUAGAACGUAACCAAGAACAAUCCGGAACCCGUCAAAUGGAUAAACGGCAAACAUCAAGUAGCUGCUCGUCCAUCAUUGUUAUUCGGGGUUUCUCUUUGACAGGCGUUGUGGGUACUUCCGGUUUUUUUUCGGAGUGAUCCAGGGUGUUGCGGUGCAGUCAGAGUCUUAGCCCUAAUGCCAAACGCUCCUGACCUUCUUUAACUUCCAACUCAUUUAGAGUUUCUUUUAGUUGACAUCGUGAAUUAAGUUAGAAAAUGCUUGAUUGGAAUUAAUAACUUUCCCUAGGAAAAAAAAUUUUGACGAACUUCUUUAGGACCGUUGGUAACAAAGCCUUUUGGACGUACAUGUCCAGCACUUCUUUUGGAUCUAUGCCGUUCCGCCGCCGUCAGUGUUAAGAUCGCAUUUUCAAUCUUUGAAAAAUUAAAGUACGUGAAUAAUCAACAGGCCGCUUUUCACUGUAUUGUUAGGAUGUAUUCUUGAUCAUCUUGAACCAACUUAGGCUAGCCUUGUAAUUCGUCAGUGUAUAAGAAAUGAGGGCAAACAGACGGAUCAUCUGUCCAGACGGAAUCAGGUGCUCAGGUCGUCUUGAAUCAGAUUCUUCUCCGGAACGGAUGCAUCAUCCAUACUAAUGGGCCUCAAUGGGAUGGUAGCUCCGACGGUUGAGGUUAACUUUUAAAGCUUUUGACGGUUUACGGUUAUCAAGUGGAAAUUUACUACAAGAGUUUUAGUAAAGAUUAAUUUCUAUAUAAAUUUAUAUUAACUAGUGCGUUUUGGAGGCUGUCUUGGCCUUUCACUUAUAAAAUUUGGAAAUAAUUUCAGAUAUAAUGGCACAAGGUAGAAGGAGUCGGUUUUUGAGAACUGACCUAGGAACUGGUUUUCUAGUCUCACGCUAGCGAUUCAGUCUUCAGGAGCCAGAAGUCCAUGAAAAUCAGCAGAAAUACUCAAAAAAAGCAAGAUUUGAAAUAUUUUAUUGAAACUUUUCUGCAUUUUUGACGGUUGACGGUAAAAAAAUUACCGUUUUUGACGGUUGACGGUUAAAUUUUAGGCCGUUUGACAGCUGGCGGGUUAACCUCAUUGAGACCCUUACACUAACAUAUACCCAACCAAUGAGAAUCUUGUAAAUAGAAUCAACCGAGGUAUCGUCGACUAUAUGCAAUAUUCGCAAUAAAAUAUCAAUAGAUAUUUAGUGUUAAUCUAUGCCAGUAGCUUCGAUAUCUGAAAAUGUUUUGCGCACAGCCAUGUGAUGUUCUUUUUCCUUUUGAGGUUGGUCACAGGCAGGAAGUGACACUAGGGGAGGAUGGCAAAUAUGAAGUCAUAACUCGAGCUAUGAAGCCCUUGUUAUUUGGUUGGUAAAAAAUACCAUAUUUGCUUCAACCGCAUUCACUCUACCACUAGACUUCUGCCCUGCCUACACAUUAGGGACGGACCAUCAGAAACGUUCUGGGGUCGGGGUAAUUUUCAAGUCGUAUGAAUUUCUUUGGCGUCAACUUUUCCCUUGUAUGAAUUUUUAAGCCCAUUGCAUUAAUAUUUUAGGGGUCUUGACUUCGUGUGCAUGAUUUUUUGUUUCAUUUAAUUUUCCCUUGCGCGGAUAUGUUUUUUGCACUUCGCCCUCUCCUUAAAUCUUCUAAUGAUCAGUCCAUUAUUGGUCUCUUGGGACCUUUUAGCAUUCAUACGCUUUUUACAUUCUUAUAUACUUAAGAAUGGGCCAUUUAUAGCUAAACCGUCACAUGGUGUACAAAAACCACCUCGCUUGGACUCAAACAACGCUUGAGACCUUGAAAGAAUUUUUAAGUUAUGGAACUCUUUUGGUCUUCUUGCCCCACGUUGGCUGCUUCACUUGUGUCUUAUUUUUUUCUUAGAGAUUCCCAAUUUCCUAUCGGAGGACGAAUGUGACUAUAUCAUAACACUGGCCAGUGAGAACGAGCUGAUGAAUAGUGUUGCAAAAGGAGGGCUCACAGAGGCUGAUAACUGGAAAUUUGAUCCAUACAGUGAGUAAUAGCACGGCUUCAUGAAUCCUAUAUUAAGAAAUUAGAGAAUGAAACAAUGUACAGUCUGAGAAAACUACAUUUCGCGACGCCACCACUUGUUUUCCCGCGAAAUAGCGUCUCACAAACGAGCGCAGAAAUCCUAUACAGAUGACGAUCACUAACCAGAUCUGGCUGUACUUCUGAUUAUUGGUGCCGCGCGGGAAAUUUGUUUCAACCGAUUCAGGAAGCACUACCUGGAUCUCAUCAUCUGGGUGAUGACGCCGCCGUCAGCCUUCAUCUUCUUCUUUUACACCAAAGAUCUCUCAGGAUCUGUAGACCCACUCUGAUGCUGUAUUAUUGUUAAGUCUCUCUUCUCAGCAAGGCUGAUGGCCUGCGAUGCCGUCAGUCAUCAGUAUGAAAUUUCUGCAAACGUUGCUCAGACGUCAUUUCGCGUGGAAACCAGUAGUGGCGUCUUGAAAUGGCGGCUGUUUUCUCAGGGUGAACAGCUAGAAAACUGGUAGAAAUCACAGUAUAGCAAGACAUGUUCGACCGGGAACCUGUUGUUCUCCCCACGGCAGAAACAAAAUCAAAAAAACUUCGGUAGUACCACUUUUCCGGAAGAAACUCUCUUGAAAUGAAAGAGAGAGAGAGGAGGGGUGUAGAUGACAGUCCCAAUUAAAGAUUUGCCUGUAACUUUUACCAGGAAAGCCGAAAUUGGAAAACUUCGUGGAACACGAUUCAGUAUGAACGAGGACCUCUCGGGUAUAAACCAGUGCGGCAAUACCACGUGAAACACUGCUAUGCAACUUAGGCCUGGCCAAACCUCGACCUUUCAUGAGACGAACGAAACUUACCGAGUUACUCAUCAAAGGUUCGACCUCUGGCUCAGUUUAGUUCCAUCCGUCCAACGUUUGACCCAGCAGACGAUCUUAACUUAAUUUAGGUCGACCAAAUAAAAUUGGAGUUUGGUUCGCCUCAUUUUUGGUCUAGGCCCUAGUGAAGAGACACUAACUACAAAAGCAGCAGCUAAGGCCGAGGCCAAACGUCAAACCUUUUCUGAGACGUACCAAACUCUAACUUGGGUCGAUCUAAAUUAAUUUAAGAUCCUCUGUUGGGUCAGACGUCGAACUUAAGACGCGUUGAACCGGAAUUAACUGAAUCAGACCCGAGUCGGCCAGCGGGUAUUCAAUAAUCAAUUUUCUCCCGAACGAGACUAAAUAUACAAAUUUUAAAUUUAUUGGUUUAGUUCCUCGCAUGCGAAGAUAGACGUUUGUCCCAGAGACGAUCAUCAGACGUUCUAUCCGUAUGCUUCAGACGGAUAGUUAACAAAUCGACCACAAUUUUCCGUGGUCUACGCUCUUAUAGACCAUAGAAAUGACGUCAUAACUGUGUUCAAAACUCAAGUGGAACCACAAGCCGCAGGCGAGUGUUUUCACUGCAAAGUAUUGAACAUUUUGUGGCGUCAUGGAGUUUAGACCAUACAAAAUUGUGGUCGAUUUGUUUUUUACAAUAACGUUUUUCUUUUUUUUUCGAAAAACCAAAAACAAAAAAAACUGGCACUGCGUGACAUGUUACGUCAUUUCCAUGGCCUAUACUCUCAUAGACCAUAGCUCUCGUCCAAUCAGCGCUCGAGGAUUCGCUCAGUUAUUGUAAAAAAGGAGUUGAACGAUCCAAACUCAUUCAGACGAACUUAACUGAGUCAGACUUCUAACUUUACAUGAACUUAACUCACUAAGUUUGGUUUGUCACAUGAAAAGUUCGACGUUUAGCCUAGCCGAGACCAAUUUGAUUGUUCGUUGAAGUCAGGCUUUCCUUAGUGACUGACUUUUAUUUAUUUGAACGUUUUUGACUAGUAAUUCUUAUGAGCAACGCAUUCUUUAAGAUGAAGAACAUUCAAUCAAUUAAAUGUGCGUUUCAGUUCAAGGUAAAGCGAAUGGACCCAGAGGACUGUAUGAAAACUGGGACUUUGAUCUAGACGGGAAAAUUACUAUAGAGGAGGUAAGGUUAUAGCUUAGCAGCGGUCUUCAUUCCAGGAUAAAAAUAUGUAGUAAACAGCACAGUUGAUCCUAUAUCAUUUACUGAAUUCAUGGCUAUGUACGGUUCUAAAAUAUAUCAGUUUGACGAAGACAAAGUUUGUUUGCAGAUAAAAAAGUUUGCAAAGAGAUACAGAUAUCUUUACCUCACGGACGAGGAAGUGAAAAAGAUGUAAGUUGUCGCCGUCCAUCUACUGUAGUGUAUACUGUAGAAUGUUGUGUUAUGGUUCUAAAUGGGUUUUUUCGCAACCAAUUGAUUUGGAUGAUUAUUUAAAACAAGGGAAAUUAAAAAUAAUUUUUGUUAUUUGUUUUCAGAUUCACCGACUUAAACUUACACACUUUUUUAGAUGAUGGUAUGUAACUAUUAGAAUAAGCUUAAAACUUUGCGCAACAACUCCUAACAAAACGCCACAACAUGCAACAGGGUGUGCAAAUGAACGCAAUGUGUAACAUCCAUAUCCAACAAUAUUCGGGGUUUUUGGCCAACACAUGUUGCAUCCGUUUGCAGGGGUCUUUACUGUGAUUGACAGUCUUAUCUUUGUAUUCAUUGCCUCUGGUAUAUUUGCAAUAAAAAACAGAAAGAAAGAAAAAAAAGCUACAUCAUCCUCUUGGUCUGAACAGAUCUCGCAUGCCAGAUCGCCCUAAGGGCGUAGAGCGCGCCUCUUACUUGCGCUAUCGAUUCCGCGGCUUAUGUGAUAAAAUACUUAAUGAACAUUUCUGGGGUUGAGGAGUCUUUCUCGGAGCAGAUCAAACCAUGUUAGAUCAGGAUCUAUUAUGGAGAAAAAAAUAUAGAUUUAUAUCAAAUUUGCUCGAGGUAGAUAUGAUGUAAACUGAAUCGCAGACAAAGAGGAAAAGCAAUGGCAUGGCAAAUGCCGUAUUUUCUCUCUAACUUACACGCAGCCUCAUGUGAAUUAGGAUACAAAUGUUGUAUUUACAACCUUUGCCCUUGUGUUUCUCCUAGUUUUUUGCAUAAUAUUUAUCUCGAGCAAAUUAGAUGAAAAUGCAUUCUGUGAGAUCUAUUUGCGUUGAAAAGGAGGAAUAUCAUGAUGUGUAUAUUCACUGAUAGACCAACGGCUGAUAGCUGAUAGUGAGUUAUAUGGCUUAAUCAGACCUCUCUUUUUCCAAAAUAGGUAUUAUUACUCGUGAAGAGUUUGAGCAUUUGAACACCAUUUUGAUCGACAGUUACAUGUAUGAAAUGGGUCGUAGCCAUCCUCGCCACAGGGAAAGAUUCAGUGAACAAACAUGGCUGACGCAAGAACACGAAGACGGGCUUCUUCAGGGAAUUCGCUUGAGGUACAAUAAAAUGUGUCCAGUUUCUUGUACGAUGAAAUAUUUAGAAUUACUUUAAUUUCAUUUUUCACAUCAUAACAUUUAAUUAACCUUAUGGCUAAAAGACAAACGAAGCAAGCUGUUCGCAUUCAUUGGAGUGUAUUUUCAUUUGUAACCCAGUCUUCACGCUGUAAGGGUUAAAUGCAAAACCCCAAACGGACAACAUACGCCCAGGUCCCAUAAUGCACCUCAUUUGCCCCCCAAAAUUAUGCAUAACCUUUGUUUUUCAUUUCUCCUGUCCAAGAGAAAUUGAAAACAAUGCUUAUGCAAACUUUUGGGGGGAAAAUAAGGUGCAGCCUUUACACAAGCAAAAGCACCAAGUCAGAAAAUGUUGUUCCCACGCCGGGAAUCGAACCCGUGCAGUGUGUCAGUGAAAGCGGAGAUCAUGCACUAAACCAGGUAGGAGUGGUUAGUUCUGGGAGGCAGAAUAAAAGAACUUUAUGUCACUUAAGCGAGAGUUGCUAAAUAAAACAAAGCGCUUUAGUUGUAAAAACUGUAUUUUAACCUAUUCCAACUGAAAGUAAAGGAAAAUUUUCUCAGGCAAGCCUGAAGGGACGAGCGAGAGCGUCAAAGCCGUAACCAGUGAUUGGACAUACACAGUGUCAUACAGCAAUGAAUAGGAGUGUUUAUAACUUAAUAUGCAGCGUUUUCAACUGAUAACUUAUGAUCACAGGUUGUCAUGAACAAGUAUAAUUAAGAAUGUUUUGUACAUUGUUGUCUCAAAGAGUUCAAGCCCUAACGAAACUCCCGGAUGAGAUAAUUUACGGAAGCGAGUACAUACAGGUACGAUGCUGCUGAAGAUUCAUCUUGUACCCUUAAAUCUAAAUCUACUUUUUCAUGAAGUGCUUACCAAGCGUUUAACUAUUGAUUAUCCACUUACAUUUAUAAAUUUAUAAAUUGUACGUUGUUUCAUUGUCUAAGAUGGAUCCAAUCUAGAAUAAAAAUCCUGCUCUUCUAAUUACCUAUGACCGCGAUUUAACUCGGGGUACUAAAUUAAAAUUGCCUUUUUUAUGUACCUCUAUUUAAGUUGGGUUUGGUGCAAUUUUUGAAUUUUUAUUACCUGACCUUUCCUUCGUUAUCAAUUGAAUUGUUCUCCCCUGUUUUUAUUCCGUUGAGUAGCGUCCCCGACCAAACAGAUGGUUCAAUAUAGGUGCACUUCCUUUGCUCUGUGAUUUGCUUGCAUUGCAUCGUGGCCGUUGACCGAGCUUUCUUCUGUACACUUUAGUCCAUUCCAAGCUCAUAAGGCAAACCCUCAUUUAUGCAUGAAGAUUGAUAUAAAUGCGUUUGAUUAUAUACCUCGACUGUGUGCUAAUUAUCUGGCAGGUUGUUCGUUAUGGAGUUGACGGACAUUACCACGCCCACCUUGACAGUGAAACUCAUGAGAAUCCGGAGAUACGCUGUUGUCAUCAGAUUCCAAACGCUGGAACAGAUGGCCGUGGAGCAAAAUGCAAGUUGUGCAGGUAAUAGGGCGGAUGUCUAGUGCAACGGCUUACUAUCUAAUAUGACAAUAUUUUGGAAAUCAAGAGAGCAUUCUCUCUUGUGGAAACAAUGGAAUCGAAUCUCAGUAAAUAGCAAUGUGAUCCCACUUGCUGUAAAAAUUUGUUGCAGAUGCUCUUACUGCAAUGUAAAGUUUCCGUUUGUUCUACGUAUUUGAAAACUUGGACCCCCAACAAAGAGCUUCUUCCUUUUUUCAGGUCACCAGAUCUUUAGGCAGACAGGUUCGUUUAAUUUUCCUAACAUCUUAAACUGACCACUUUGACAGGUAUGUCACAAUCCUGUAUUUCUUAAAUGAGGUACCCGCCGGUGGUGAAACAGCGUUUCCAUUGGCUGAUAAUGCCACUUUCGACAAAGAGGUUUGUGUACUUUGCUGUUCGCACUUCUUUCUGUUCUAUCGAAAGUAUUUUUAUGCUUUAUUUUCUUUAACAUAUAAAGUAUUGUGGUUUUGAUUCCUAUCUGCUGGUUAGUCUUAGAGGUUUUUCUUCAUUUUUUCUUCGGUAUUUUGUCGCCAGUCUAUUGGUCUUUCGCGAAGAAAAAUCAAGGGAAAACUGGGACCGCAUAGGAUCGGAAAAAUGAAUAAUCCAUGAAUGAAUCCAUGAAUGAAUAUGGUUGCGCAGGGCCUUUUAUUUAAUUGAGGCAUAUCAAUAUAAUUUUCUUCAGGCACUAACUACGCAUAUCUUAACCAAACGUUAGAGAGCUACAGCAUUUUACUUUGUAGGUCAUGAGUCGGGAGUUUGGGAAAAGGGAAAAUAUCAUUCUCUUACGUAAUUCAAAUUCAUGAUACCCGUUGAGCGCUCUCUGAACGACAGAGCAACGGAGUUAAACGCCUUUGGCACAGCGCAUUCUGUGUGUUGAUAAACAAUUAACGUGGUAGGAUCAAAGCUCUUUCAUUGAAUGAUUUCUCAAAUUGCUUUAUUCCAUGUUAGCUAUAAGAUGAACAUUACAAUCAAGACAGUUGGCUCUUGCAAUGCGAGCGUUAAAUGACCGUACUUCUAAAAAUAGCCCGCAUGGCAAGGAAAGAAAUAGAGAAAAUCGGGUGCACUAGUGAGCAAUGGACACGCUGUUUAUGUAAUAGUUUUCCCCUCUUACCCCUCCCUUACAGACGCCCACGAGCCACGUAGGCUAAGUGGAGAUCGUCAAAAGUAAUUUCUAAUUAACUGAAACGCUCCCGUAAAAUUUUUACUUGCAGCUUAUAGGAGCCAUUCGACCUAAACAAGACCUUUACAACCUGAGGGAAUAUUGUCACAAGUCGAAUUUGGUUGUAACUCCUAGAAAAGGAACUGCCAUCAUGUGGUAUAACCACUUCAUGGACCCGGAAAGUGGCUGGAUGGGAGAAAUGGAUCCAUAUUCAAUUCACGGAGGAUGCGCAGUAAGGAAAGGCAUCAAGUGGAUCGCAAAUAAUUGGAUCGCCGCUCCAUAUAAAAAGCAUGCUCAUGUCCCAAGCACAUACAUACUCGGCCCAGAUACUUCUUUUACCGAAUGGGUGUGACAAGAUCUGAGAGGCUGCAGAGGAGAGUUUCCUGUUCUGCAUUACAAACACUGGCAAAAUAACAAAACAAUUGUUCAAUAUUGCACGAAGCGCUGUCAAUUGGGGUUGCUCGGCUACGAUCAGUGAUUGAGGCUGUUUUAAACUCUUGAAAAAUACCAUCAACACGGUACUCUAGC